Molecule: messenger RNA, 6958 nt
Organism: Pogoniulus pusillus (Red-fronted tinkerbird)
Lineage: Eukaryota; Metazoa; Chordata; Aves; Piciformes; Lybiidae
Product: rho-related GTP-binding protein RhoG-like
Exons: 3
Coding region: 2716-3294 (192 amino acids)
Biological process (GO): motor neuron axon guidance; small GTPase-mediated signal transduction; establishment or maintenance of cell polarity
Cellular component (GO): cytoskeleton; cytoplasmic vesicle; cell projection
Molecular function (GO): protein kinase binding; GTP binding; GTPase activity
Source: RefSeq, a predicted model, not a curated record
UGCUUGAUGUGCUCUCUAAAACCUGCCAAAUCAUUGGUUCAGGAAGAGCAGAGCAAAGUAGUGACCUAAAAGAUGAGUGCCGAGGGGCUUCGGAAGUCGCAGAAGUUGUCUCAUUCAGCGGCUGCUGUGGAGUGCUAAGACGAACGCUUCUCUUCCUGAGUCCUGUAAAACGUCAAUGUUUGUAACAUCCUGCCCUGAAGAAUUUUUAGCUUAACCUCAAACCCUAAGAAGCCCUGCUACUUUGUUCUGAAACUUCCUCCUUCAGGCUUAGUUUGCUGUCUGUGCUCUUUUUUUAAAGAGCAUCUGAGUAGUCGAUUUCUUUACAACUUUAUGAACACUGGUGAUUCCCAUCAUAUUUACUCUAAGUUGUAAAAAAAGCUUUGAAUGCUUUUGUUUUUCAAGUGUGUAAAAUACACAAAAUACACAGACCUUUGCUUGGCUAGUUCUCCAGUGUCAGCUGCACACACAUUUUGAUAUAGGGCACUCAAGCUUAUGAGACGUUUUUGGCAUUUUAGCUUAUUAUUUCCUUAAAGAAGAUGCUUUAAAGGAAUUCCUAAAAGGAAUUUUACAGGUUCUCCUCCCCUAUACUCUGCCUUAGUGAGGCCUCAUGUGGAAUAUCGUGUCCAGUUCUGGACCCUUCAGAUCAAGGAGUUCAGUGUAAAGCUGCUGCAGGCAGUGAACAUCUCCUGUGAGGCCAGGCUGAGGGAGCUGGGGCUUGGAGCUUGAAGCAGAGGAGCCUGAGGACUGUCCUCAGUGCUGUGCUGAAGAUGUGCAGGGCAGUGUCAGGAGAGUACAGCCAGGCUCUGCUAAGGGGCGGUCAGUGACAGAGCAAGGGGCGCUGGGUGGCAGCUGGAGCAGAGCGAGCCAGGGGAACAGAAGGGCAAAUUUUGUCAGUAUGAGGGUGCUGGAGGCUUGGAGCAGGCUGUGCAGAGAGGUUGUGGAGUCUCCUUCUGUGGACACUUUCCAAACCCCUCCUUAGAUGUGUUCUUGUGUGCCCUGCCCUGGGUGCCUCUGCUCUGUCAGGGAGAAUGGACUGGAUGAUCCUUUGAGGUCCCUUUCAACCCCUAAUGUUCUGUGUUUCUAGGAUCUUGGGAAACAAAUACCUGGCUUGCAGUUUGUGGGAGGAAACUGAACGAACAGUUUGAUUUACUUACUGUAAAUUACUUACUGUGAUUUUUCUUUUGGAGUCCAAAAGAAUUGGUACAAAAUGCCUUUAAAAGGAGUGGAUUUUUUGUGUUUCAGGGUUUUUUUGAACUUUCCUAUGUGUAACUGUGGAAGGCUAAGAGACUCUUUGCCACUUGGAACUGCAGUGCUUGAUGCAAGACUGGCAAAUGAUGCUAUAAGGUAGCACACAAGCCAUGCUACAGUACACACUGCAUGCAAGCUUUAUCUCCUGUUUAAACUAUUUAAAGACACUUCUGAAAGCUGCAAUUGGAUGACCAAAUGCUGUUUUUUUUCCUACCCUCCAGUGAAAUUUUGGUUUGGAGGAAGAGAAAUCCUGGAGAAGGAAAAGCAUGGGUGUUUUCUUGAGGCAGAAGUUCAGAUUUUUCCUGGUAUAUACAGAAACAUUCCAGUUGGAAAAGACUCCCAGGAUCAUCAGGUCCUCACGUUGCCCUACAUAUGCAGCAGUGGCUGUGCUACAGCUUUCCUUAAAGUGUUCAGAAUGCAAUGAAUGCCAGGUGAUAGAACAUGGUAGGAAAUUAGGCUAAGAGUUGUGGUGUUUAUUUUUCACUUCAAAUAAGAAUCAAGGAUGCUUACACAGGAUUUCUCAUCCAUCCUGCACUGUGCUUAAUGCCUCUUCACAGAACUUCAUGUCUGAUGUACUGGUUUUUUUUUGUUGACUUUUUUUUUAGCCAACAGCAACAAAUAAGACCAUACCAGAUUCUCUAAAAGGUAGGAAGGACACAGACUGUUCACUUUUUAUGAACUGACUCGCAGGACCUCUGCAAGUUGCUUGUAUUACCCGGGAAGGAUGUGGAUCUGAGCACAAAAUUUGCAGUCUCUGCCCCUAGUUUUACAGCUUUACUGCACACAUCCUCAAAGCAUGCCAGGGUUGCUUGUGUUGAAAUAAAUUGUGAAGGGUCUUCAUCUUGGUGAAUACAUACUUCUGCUUGUCUUUUCAGGAGGAAAUUAAAGUUUAAUGCUGUGGAGCUUUUGGUUAUGGCAGGAUAAAUGUUGCAUUAUAUACACUAGGGAUUUAGAUACCCAGCAAAGUUGUAGGGUUUUUUAAUUCUUGUAUAGUGGUGCAGCUGCACCUUGAUGUGCUUGGUUAUUUCACAGUUACGCAGCUGUUUCAUGAGCUUGUUUCUCAUGCUCUUUGGAAGUGUUUAUUUUCCAAUAAACAUAGUAUUGAUAACACUGAUAUUUCAUUACUGAUAUCAUUGCUCUUCUGUGGAAUUUGGAGUAGGAGUUCUUGUAAGUGUGGAUGCCCUGAGAUUUGUGUGUUUCAUCUCUGCAAAGGAAAAAAAAUGUUUAAAUCAAUAAACUAAUUUCAGCUUAGUUUAACAAGGGUGGAAUUUUUAAAAGCUUAUGUGAGAGGUUUCGAGUGGUUUCUUUUAUUUCUUUGAAGGAAUCUUGUGCCAUAAAGAGGAAGGUCGUUCUAGGAUUCACACUGAGGGACCAACCAGUGAGAACUGCACUCAUGUAAAUGGCAGGACGGGAAGCAGUGUGAAAACUUUGAAAGCCAUUAAGAAGUCCAAGAUUGCUUCUGGGUAAAUGAUGCAGACUAUCAAGUGUGUAGUUGUUGGAGAUGGUGCUGUGGGAAAGACUUGCCUUCUCAUCAGCUAUACCACCAAUGCCUUCCCAGAAGAGUACAUCCCUACUGUAUUUGACAAUUACAGUGCCCAAAUGACUGUUGAUGGCCGGACAGUUAGCCUGAAUCUGUGGGAUACUGCAGGGCAGGAGGAGUAUGACCGCUUGCGCACACUCUCCUACCCUCAGACCAACGUCUUUGUCAUUUGCUUCUCUAUUGGCAGCCCCUCUUCCUAUGCCAACGUCAGGCACAAAUGGCAUCCUGAAGUUUCUCACCAUUGUCCAAAUGUUCCCAUUCUUUUAGUAGGCACCAAAAGAGACUUGAGAAAUGACCUUGAAACAGUUAAAAAGUUGAAAGAGCAAAGCUUGGCUCCCACUACUCCCCAGCAGGGGACUUCGCUGGCUAAACAAAUUGGAGCAGUCAAAUAUUUGGAAUGCUCAGCGUUGAAUCAGGAGGGUGUUCGAGAGGUGUUUGCUGAAGCUGUGCGUGCAGUUCUGUAUCCUGUGACAAAGAAGAACACAAGGAAAUGUGUCUUGUUCUAAUUGCCUUGGGUGAUGGAUGUUCAAGGUCGAAUAUUGCCUAGCGUCUUGGAGGGCUCUUGAAUGAGUUAAAUUGAAAAUUUGCAUCUUGCACUAACAGCUCUAAGCAGAAAUGGUUUAUGCAGUGAGUAUUCUUGCAGUCUUACUGCUUCAGGGAAACAAAACUUUUUUUUUUCUUCCUUUUUUUCUUUUUCCCCAACUGAGAGGUCAAAUACCUACUUUAUUUCUUAAGUUCCAGUCUCCAGCUUCUCCAGGGAUUGUCUUUAUUUAGUGGAGCAAAAUAAAAGGGACUUCUUUGAAGCCAGGCUUCUUUACUAGAUAGCCAUCAGUUACUAGAUUUGCUGAAAAGCACAAACUCUGAUAACUUUGCUUUAAGCUUAGCUGCUACUUUUCUCAUCCCUUAUUUACUGACUGAAUUUGUUUUACCAACAAAAGUUUGGCUGUCCAUCUGUUUUAAUUUGCCAAUUUGAAGCUUGAAAACAAUUUGUUUACGUGCAUAAAUGCCUGAAAUAUUACUGAGAUUCACCUUAGAGUGAAGUGUGGUCAUUUAUAUCAAGAGUUAGUGUAAGGCAUGUUUAAUGCAACAAGCAAGACCCAGGGAACACUUGCAGCAAUUUUAUUAGUUAUUUUUAGGAGCUGAUUCCUCCUAAUAUAAGUAACUUAGCCUAAUGAUGAAUCACUCAAAUGAGUGAUUUUCAUACUUUUGGAUCAGAGAGGUGGAAGAGUAGUUUAGAUACAAGUCUUUUGUAAUCUUACUAAACUGAGUUUUUGUUUCACUCUCCAGACAGACUUUGCACCCUGAGAAUAAAGUGAACAGUUACCUCACGCUGACUGAGGUAGCUGGAACAACACUUUGCAAAACGAGUUUUUUUUUCAUUGUGAUCCCUUCUCGUGAAUCUCCGAGACCUGAUAGCAACCUGUUUACUCUUGAGGAGUUAACUCUUUCACUGCUUAAUGUUCUUGGGGCCACUGAGAUUUUUAUGGCAAAUUCCUUUUGUUGUUUUUCUGGGAGAAUACUGACAGAAAAUGUAGAGGUUCUGUUUACAGGAAUCGUUGUUUCUUCCUGGCAACUCAGUGAUGGUUUCGGUCACAUUUGCAAUGGUUGGACAGUCACUGGAUGGGUUUGCCUGGGCAGUUUUCUCCUCUGCUAGGUGAUAAGUUGUUAUAAACUCCUUUAACUGAAGUUCUAUUGACAUUCUUUUAAAGUUUCUUUAUCAGCUCUGUGGUAGCUGUUUUUUGUUUUCAGGAUAUGCAGUUUAUUAUGUGUGAUUCUGGGACCAGCUGAGGAGUGGAUGCAUGGCACUUCCCUUAGACUUAACCUUACAGCUUGGUUUUAUAAAAGCAGCAUGCUUCAAAGAUACUUUGUGUGAAACCAAUGGUGCUGGACUGAGCUUUGUUGUCUGAAGUUGACAGUGCUGUCUUUGUCCAGAUGCAGCCUCAAUUGGUAAUUCAGAACUUGCUUUCUGGUGAUUCUCAUACAUGCAAAAGUGCCACUGGUGUAUACCUUGGGAAGAAAAAAAAACUCGUUUUAGCAAGAUAACAGGAAAAUGUACAACCGUGGUUAUUAGGGGGCUUGUGUUAAUUUGACCUUGCAAACAUCCCAGAUGCAUACAAAGGUUGGUAUUUGUGCCCUGAUUCCCCUCUCUGAGGAGGACAGUGCCUUCCUUCACUGCUGCUGACAGUUCUUGUGCACCCGAGGCAUUGUGCUCGUACUGAUAGAGGCUUUGGCAAACUGCAGUCUAUAGAUGCUGAACUGCAGUUGAUCCAAAUCUUGGUGUAUGUGGCUAGUGAAGCAGCAGAGCUCCAGGCACUGCCUGGCUGCAGGGGACAGCAGGAUGCCUGCUGAGUACGGUGUUUGCAGGAGUCUUUGAGACUGCCUCUCUUUCUUCACCAAGUGCCAUUGCUUGCAGUGUCUUUGCAUCAUUUGCACUCAAGAAAUUCUCUUCCAGAUAUGGCUCCUGCCACACUGCUCUGCAGACUGGCAGGGUGUAAGAGUAUUUCAUUGAGGUAACCUCUACUUGCCUCUGUUCUGCCUCUAGUGUAGCCUCGACUUGCAGGAAGCAACUAAUUCUGUGCCUUGUAACUCAAGAUUAUUUUAGGUAAAUUUCUGUAACUGAGCAAAUAGAAUUUAUCACGUUUAAAAUGUAUUUAUUUAAGCCAGUGCACACAGGGUUUGUUUAGUGCUGGUCAGGCCUAAAUCAGCUGUCUAGUUACCCUGGUGCAUGACCAUAACCUUUGCUUCAUUCAGAGAUGUAUUUUAAGGAGUUUGUGAUAUGUUUAAUCUGCUUUUAAAUAGACUUUUAAUUUCAACAACAGGCACCUCUUUUUUUUUUUUUUUGUUUUCCUACAUGUUUGCAAUUCCAUACUGGAGCUACUACUGUUUGAAAGGAUUACAUGCUGAAAUCUUUUAGUAUUGCAUAUUUUGUGAUUAUUCCUAACUGGAUAACAAUGAUUUUUUUGAGAUGAAAUCCUGUGAUCAGGUGUUAUUGCACACACCUCCUCCCCCUGUUUCUCUAGGCUUACAGAUCAGGUGAUAACUGGAAUAGAGUAUGGUGAGAUAAAAUUCAACUACUUAAUCAAUUUAAUUUAAUUGAUUGAUUACAUUAUACUAGAACACUUUAUCCUCAUCUGGAGUACUAAAUGGAUUGCACAACAGUACUGAGGAGAGUACCACAACAGUGAUGAAAAUGAGUGAACUUUGAGCACCAUCAAAAGCUUUUUACUGACUUUGGAGUACCUCAUUUAUAGUCAUGUAGAUGACUUUCUGUCACUUCUGUGCCAGGAGCGAAAGUCCUGCCAGCUGGUUUCCUUCAGCCUCUUUUUCAUGGGAAUGAGCUUCAGGAGCAUGUGGAUCCAACAAGCAUUUCCAUGCAGUGAUCAUUCUCAGUUUGAUCUUCCUUUCCCUUUUUAGGUCACGGUUCAUUCUGGUGUAAGUAGGCCAGGUCUAAAAUUCAUUUCAUUCCUCCCACUUUUUGUUUUUUCUCCAUGGACAGGAAACAAAUGUGGACUUCACCCAGUCUCAAAGCUGGAUGUUGUCAGUUUUCAGGAGAUCAGAAAAUAGGGUUAAGCUCUGUGGUUUUCCUGAACUGUUCAAGAUUCCUCAAGCUUUUGACUGAGUAGAAAUGUCUUAAUUCACAGAAUAGACUCUUUGAGGAAGGUCUCUAUGAAAAGACUGAUUUUUGUGUUUUGGAUGACUUCUGAAAUACUUGUGUCAUGCUUGGUUGUUUAUUUUUUAAUGUACUGAUGCCAUUCACAGGUGAGCCGCUCAAGAGUUCUGUGUUCAAGGACGCUAGGCAUGCUUAGCUGUGUUAAGUGCUUUCUCCAGUUUAGAGCUGUAGCUAUCUCUAUGAAAUUUGAACUGCAAGAGCCUCACCAUGCUUUGUCUCUGAGUGCUAAAACUCGCUCUGUAGAAACCUCGGUGCUGCUUGGGCUGACCCUGAGGAGUGGAUGGGCUUCACGGGGAGUCCUCACCACCUUGGUAAGCUGCGAGAUGCCGCUGUCAGCAGUGGAAGACCAAGAGUCUGAAGUGUGGUACUGAUACAUACACUGGCAACUUGAUUUUGUACUAUUAAAGAAUUUGUAUUACAGCUAACAACUUUAAAGGAUUUUUUUUAAAUUAUAUGGAACUGAGUUACAAUAAACCUUUGCUCUCUUCUGAUUCUCUCCA